GGGGAAGAGAGCAGGACGGAGAAGAGAACAACGACACGAGGUGAAGAGAUGGCUGAAGGAUACCUGGACAUGUCAUCAGACGUCGACUCGCUGACGUCGCCCGUGAGGGGAGGUGGAGGUGGUGAGCUCGACGCAGCUGCGUUCUCGCGCAAGCCGCGCAUUCCGCGGACGCCGCCGGCAGCAGCAUCGCCACCACCCGGCGACCGGAUUGGCAACUCGCCCGAGUACAGCUUUGCUUAUCACGAGGAGCUGAUUGACUCGCCGCUGGCGCCGUCGUCGGCGGCAUGGGCGUCGGCGCGGGCCCGGCUCCAGCACGAGCUGCAAGUCGACCAGAAGGAGGUCCUGGCGUCGUUCACCAACGCCACGGCACCGAUUCCGGCUGUGCCGGACUCGCCGUCAGCGCUCAUCACCUCAUUCUCGUCGGCGCAGGAUGACGAGCUGCUGGACUCGGUAUUUGAGGAGAACGCAGCGUAUACGCCGGUCAAGUCGUCGGUGUAUGCCGGGCCGUCGGUGGCUGGCUCGCCGCAUGGCGGCGCGGCUGUCGGCCACCCCGAUGACGAUGACGACGAAACCGACGAGGCAGACAACCUCGUGGUGCAGUCGUCGGCGCGAAGGACUCACGCUGCCGACCAAGAUGACGACGACGACGAGGAGGAGGAGUACGACGGGGACUCGGGCCACAUCGGCAACGGCGGGGCAGACUCGACCUCAUUUGACGACGCCGGCUCGUACUCGGCCUCGCCGCCGUUGCCAACCACGGCGCCACCGGUCCGCGGCGGGCCAUACCGGGUUGUUGACGGCGAGGACGAGGACGACGAGGACAUCUCGGACGAGUUUGUCAUCGACGACAACAAGGACGUCGAGGCCGAGCUAGGCUCGCCGCCGCGCGGGCCGCGGACUAUCGACAGCCACGGGAACGUUGCGACGGGCACCUUUUUGCCGUCGCGCGAGCUGUCGCGGACGCCGGCACGGGUCACACCACGCGGCUCGGAAGCCGCGGGCAUGACACUCCUCGAACACGCGGCAAUGCUGCAGCAUACGCAGGCCGAGCCGUCCUCCGUCGAGCGGCACCAUGACUUUGCCGACCAUGAUCACGAUCCGCAGUUUGACGCCAGGCCAGGAGCGAGCAGCCCACCGGCUCGCGGUGGACAGACGGCCGUCCCCCGCCUCCCGCCGUCGCCGGACACCCCACUGGGAAACGACCAGCCGCCGCGGCUUGGUGCCGGAGUUGGCGCAGCGAAUACGUCCGUGUCGGCCGGCGAGGACGAGCUCCCGUUUCAGUCGCAGUUUUAUGUCCCAACACCUACCACCGGCGGUGUCCUCCACGAGGAUCGCAAGUCGCUCUCGCUCAGCCCGGCGCGGCGACCCGAGGCACAUCGCGCACUCCCGCCGCAUGUGGCAGACCGCAGCAGUGGACACGCCGGCCGUGGAGUCGCGGCACCCGAGCCUCGUUCGCGGAAGCGGACCCGAAGCUCGCGCUCAGGCCGUGGGCGGCGGGCUGACGGUGGCGUCUCGCACUUUUCGUCUGGCGACGUCGACGGUGGCGGCAGCUCUUACUCGUACUCGCUCGGCGACGGGUACUACUCUUACGACGACGGCGAUGAGUACCGAUACCCGACUGGCCAGGGACAGCAGCUGCCGUUUCGGUUUCUGCAACAGCAGGAUCUACAGUCACUGCGCGAGCAGGCAGACUCUGUCACGCCAGAGCAUCCGCUGGCAGCGGCGCAGGCGCAGGCACAGGCGCGGAUGCAGUGCCCGGGCCCGGAUGGCCCGCCAACGCAGGGUAGCGGGCUCGCGCGCGGUGGCUCGCCAGUGCAAGGUGGUGGGCCCGCCCGCGGCGGACCUCCGCCCGGGCCACCGAGCGGCGACAUGGUCCCGCGGGCGCAGUUUGAGCGCAUGCGCGACUCGCUUGAGCAGCGGCUGCAAGAAGUGACCGGCGAGGCGCAGGAGCUGCACAAAGCUCUCGAGUACACGCGGAGCUCGGCCAAGGCCGAGAUUGAGCGGCUACGCGGCCAGCUCGAGGCUGCGGCCGCCGAAAUCGACGGGCUCCGGGCGGCGUCAGCGGCCGGCGAGUCGGACCUCGCGGCACAAAUGACCGCGGCCACGGCCAAGAUCCGUGCUCUCAGCGACGAGGUGGCCGCGCUCAAAGCUGGUGAGGCGGCGCUGAAGCAGAAGGCGGCGUCGGCGGGAUCGGAGGCCGAAGGUCUGGCGCGGCAGGUGACGACGUACAAGGAAAAGGUCGAGUCGUUGCAGGAUUUGGUGACCCGGCGCGAGGUGGAGAAGGAAGACGCGCUCUUCAAGCUGGGCGAGUCGCAGACCAUGUGCAAGCGGCUGGAGGAGCAGUGCCGAUUGCUGGCGACGAACACCGACUCGUCGUCGUCGGCGGUGAAGCGGAUGAAGGAGGAGGUGAGCCGAAUGGCGUCUGACCGCGACGCCGCUGCGGCUGACCGCGAGCAAGCGCGUGAUGAAGCAGUCGCGCUGCGGGCGCAGAUGGAGUCGAUGCACGCGCACAUGUCGCGACUGGCAGACCAGGCUGCAGCGGCCGAGCAGAACGCAGCGUCGUAUCGCGCAGCUCUGGACGAUGCGUCGUCGGGUGGGUCGGCCGCUGCCGCACUCGAGUCCCGGGUACAGGAGCUACUGGAGCAGAACCGCGGUUUGCGGCAGGCGCUCGAGCAGGCUCGUGCCAGCGGUGGCGGGAGCGGACCCGAUCCUGGCAUGCUGGCCCAGCUUCGCUCGCUGCAGGAAGAGAACCAUGCGCUGCGGCGUGCCGCUAGCGGCCCUGCCGGCGGUGGCAGCGGCAGCAUCGGCAUGGGCCGGUCGAGGCCGACGACAUCAGCCGGGCCGGGAUCGAUCAUUGGGCCAGCAGCCUAUGAGCGUGAGCGUGAGCGGCCGCGCGAGUUGGAGCGUGGGCGGCCACGGGAGCGUCAGCCUAGGGGCGGAGUGGACGAGGGAUGGCGUCCCGGCACUGCGCCGGCGUCGUCGCCUCCGCGGCGUGUGCGGCCAGGCCAGGCGCCUGUCUCACCGUAUCGGUCGACGUCGCCGGUCAGGCCGGACCACUCGUCAGCUGACUUUGGAUGGUCGGAUCCGGAGACCGGCGAUCGGUGGCAGACAUCUUCGAUGGCGUCUUUCUCGCCGCCGAAGAAGCAGAGCAGUGGUCGGCCGCACACGAUGGAUGGCGGUCGCGGAGGUAUGCGCUCGAUGGUGUUUGGUGAUGAUGAGAUCGGGCGGCCGAGGCGGCCUUUCCGCGAUGUCGAUCACGUCGGCUCGUUGCUGGUUGACCCGCAGACUGCCGAACCGCGUCAGCGCGGGAGGCCCGAGCGCCGAGCAGUGCCUGAGCGUCGCGAGCCGCCCCCACCACAGCAUCCGCAGUACCCCGGCGGAGGAGGCCCCGGGUCGCAGGUUGAGCGACGGCUGCGGCGGCGCGAGCCGCAGGCACGCGCGCCGCAGCAGAUGGAGCCGUACGCGACGGCGGCAUCGCUGCAGGCGCGAAUGGAGCAGACCGGGCGGAUGGAGAACCAGCUGAUGCAGUUCUCGCUUGAGAAGCAGAGCCUCGAGUCCAAGCUCGCGCGCAUCCCGUCACACCCCAAGACGCGCCGCGAGCGCGAGGAGCGAUCGGCGGUGGAGCAUAGGCUGGGGCAGGUGGACAAGGCUAUUUCGCAGAUCCGCUUCUCCCUCCGCGACAUGCACGUCAUCGAGUGAAAGAGCUCGUGUUUUACGCUUCGCACGACUGCCACGGCUGCGAG
Messenger RNA from Thecamonas trahens ATCC 50062, 3743 nucleotides. RefSeq lists its product as uncharacterized. The transcript is spliced from 2 exons. The record is from RefSeq and is a predicted model, not a curated record. NCBI's taxonomy places the organism in Eukaryota, Apusomonadida, Apusomonadidae. Bases 49 to 3699 code for a protein of 1216 amino acids.